Molecule: messenger RNA, 444 nt
Organism: Trypanosoma cruzi
Lineage: Eukaryota; Euglenozoa; Kinetoplastea; Trypanosomatida; Trypanosomatidae
Exons: 1
Coding region: 1-444 (147 amino acids)
Source: RefSeq, a predicted model, not a curated record
AUGCGGGAGUCGGAUCUCGUGGAGCUGCGUGUGCUGCCGAGGGUGUUCCCGCAACACCCGUAUGCGCGGCACACGGCGGGUCUCGGUGCAAGGGGUCGCGCCACGUUGCCACAUGUUUUGAGCAAAAGCGGAGUGCUCAAUGUGAAGGUGAUCGGCAUCUAUUGCUCUCGCCGGGCAGCGGGUGAUUGUGCCACGCAAAGGGAGGAGGGAGUGGAAGGAAUUAAGAAAAAGUUUAAGAAGGAAAAUGGGGAAGAGGCGGUGCUGCCCAAUGAAAUUCUCGGCAAUCGGGGCGGUGAAUGUGAGGGGACAAAUUGCAAGCGACAUAUUUAUGUGCGUGUUCAGUUUAACAAAGUCCUUGUCGACACGGUGCCACUGGAGGUGAUGCGGGAGAAGUACCCACAGGUGCUCAUUGACUAUCUGCUUUCAACGGCUGUCUGGACGUGA